This is a messenger RNA of Neogale vison (American mink), 487 nucleotides long. RefSeq names its product tubulin beta chain-like. The record is from RefSeq and is a predicted model, not a curated record. Gene Ontology annotation, cellular component: microtubule; cytoplasm. Gene Ontology annotation, molecular function: GTP binding; structural constituent of cytoskeleton; GTPase activity. Lineage: Eukaryota; Metazoa; Chordata; Mammalia; Carnivora; Mustelidae. Gene Ontology annotation, biological process: microtubule cytoskeleton organization; mitotic cell cycle.
AUGUCCAUGAAGGAGGUGGACAAGCAGAUGCUGAACGUCCAGAACAAGAACAGCAGCUACUUCAUGGAGUGGAUCCCCAACUACGUGAAGACCGCCGUGUGUGACAUCCCGCCCCUGGGGCUCAAGAUGUCUGCCACCUACAUCGGCAACAGCACGGCCAUCCAGGAGCUGUUCAAGUGCAUUUCAGAGCAGUUCACGGCCAUGUUCUGGUGCAAGGCCUUCCUGCACUGGUACACUGGCGAGGGCAUGGACGAGAUGGAGUUCACCGAGGCCGAGAGCAACAUGAACGACCUGGUGUCCGAGUACCAGCAGUACCAGGAUGCCACGGCCGAGGAGGAGGUGGCCUAGAGCUGUUACCUGGAGAAGCGCGUGGAAGUGGUGUGAACACUUUAUUCACUCACAAUCUGUUCUCUGUGUGCACUUGCUCUCCUUCCUGUCUUGAUGUCACGUUCCUGUCCAGACGCCGCCAUUAAAGCAUUUUCAUAGU